AUGGCACCCUCCACGCCGCGCUUGCGCAUCCUCUCCGUGGGCGGCAAUUCCGUCUCUGCCUUCCUCUCCUGGCGUCUGUCCGCCACAAACGCCUGCGAUGUCACGCUGGUGUGGAAGAGCGGCUUCGACUCGGUCGCACAAUACGGCAUCUCCUUUCGAUCGAGCAAGUUUGGAAAUGAGCGAUUCAAACCCAGACAAGUCGUCAAGACCCCCGAAGAAGCGGCCGGCGCCUCGCGAGCUUCCUUCGACUACGUCGUCCUCUGCGUCAAGGCCUUGCCCGACGUCUACGACCUAGCCUCCGUCAUUGAGUCGGUCGUCGCGCCCCAACACACCUGCAUCCUCGUCAAUACCUCACACACCCUUGGCAUCGAAUCCUACCUCGAACAACGCUUCCCCACAAACGUCGUCCUCUCCUUGGUAUGCGGCGCGGAGAUUGCACAACUGGGUCCCGCCGAGUUCGAACACAAAGGAGGCACCGAGCUGUGGGUGGGUGCGGCGAACAAGAAUCCCUCCAUCCCCGCAUCAAUACAGAAGGAUAUGGCAGAGGCUCUUUCCAUGACCCUCAAGUCAGGGCAAGUCGACUGCGAGGUCUCCUCCAACAUUCGGCAACAGCAGUACGAAAGGACGAUGGGGAACAUUGCUUUCCACCCCGCCAGCGUCGUGUUUGAGACACCAUCACAUGCCGAGCUGCUCGAGAAGACGGGCGUGCGUGCGCUUAUUAGCGGCGUGAUUGACGAGCUGCUCGCCAUCGCCCAAGCCCAGGGGUGCCAAUUCAAUCCCGGCUAUCGAGAAGAGGUCAUGGAGCAGAUGAUCCUUCCCUCCGAAAGCACAAGCACCAUGUAUCAAGACUUCUUGGCUCGCCGGCCGAUGGAGGUGGAGACCUAUCUGGGCUCCCCCAUGAAGCUCGCGCAGGAAGUUGGCGUGCCGGUACCCCGAAUCGAAACACUCUACGCGCUCUUGCACAACGUCAACACCAUCAACCAGACACGACCUCCUCCUUCCCCCGUCGCCGUCGCCACCGCCGUCCCACCACCGAUGCCACGGAUGUCCUCGGCACCAAGUGGUCCGGCUCAGAUGCCGCCGUCUAUGCGCGGUUCAAUGCCCGGUCCUGGACCAAUGGGCCGCGGCCCCAUGGGUAACGGGAUGCCACCACGAAACCGUGCGGCUUCAGCCGUCGGCGGGCCCAUGCCUCCGGGUAUGCGAAGGGGUCCGCCUCCGAUGAAUGGAUACCCACCGCGUGGGAUGAAUGGCAACGGCUAUGGCCCUCGUGGCCCGCCUCCUCGCCGCUCGGAAUUGGAAGAGACUGGGCUGGAGGAAUUCAGUCAUGUGAUGCUCUACGAUGACAUGGUGGACGAUGGCGGAUACGACAUGUCAAACGGUGCGGGUGGCGAUAUUCACCUGCGCGAGCGGGAGUUUGCCCUUCGUCAGAAAGAGCUUGCACUGCGAGAGCGAGAAUUCCGGAUGAGGCAGGGGCAAGGGCGCAUGGCUCCCGCCGCAUACGACGACGAUGACGACGAGGAUGGCGCCGACUUCUUCGACCCCAUGGCGGCGCCGAGCAUGGCUGGCGUGGAUGCCGAUCAGAUCGAUAUGAUGAGCGUCACUUCUAGGAGAACGCGCAAGGCUCCCAGCGCCGGUCAAUUGCGCGCGAACCCGGAGAUGAUGGGCAUGGGUGGCCAGAUGCGCAACAGCCGCAAUCCACCGAGACGUCCAGGCUUCCCCAAGAACCGAACGAGCACCACUCUCAUGAACGAGAUGCCACACUUUCGCGAGGAAUUGAUGAACAAUCCCUUGAUGGGCUACAGCUCUGACCGCUACGGCAAUGUGGACCGACACAACAUGGGCAUCGAGUCGCGGACCAACUCUCUCACGGCUGAGCGGCUCCAUGAACUCCAGCAAGGAGCUGGUCAUGGUCCUGGUCCGAACGGGUUUGGCGCUCCCUUUCCGGGACCGGGCAGCAGACGUGGCAGCCACUCACCAGCGAAUCUCUUGAACGGGACGAAUGGUUCGAUCACACCGCGUCCCAAUCUUCGCCCCUCACCCCCCAGCGGCUCUUACAACAAUGGCCGCCCAAGCCCUCCCGGCCUGCGCCAACCCAUUCCGCGGUACCCGACCGGAGGACCAGUGAAUGGAGUCAUGCCGCAUCAGCAGCUGGAGCAGCAGAGUAAUGGGGUGAGCAAUGUUUAUCCCGCGCCCCCGCCAAAAGCGGCGCCGUCUUCUUCGGCGCAGCUUCAGCCUCAAGUACGCAGUCUGACAGGUUCUGCGAGCGCUAGCGCGGGCAGUGGUGAUAGUUAUCGCUCCUCGGCACCCUUGGACUCGGAUCCCUCCGCGCAUAGCUCCUCGAGCAGCCUUGGCCCCCGCCAUGUGAUCGGCGUUCGAUAA
Messenger RNA from Neohortaea acidophila, 2379 nucleotides. Its product is annotated as ketopantoate reductase PanE/ApbA C terminal-domain-containing protein. The coding region runs from base 1 to 2379 and encodes 792 amino acids. NCBI's taxonomy places the organism in Eukaryota, Fungi, Ascomycota, Dothideomycetes, Mycosphaerellales, Teratosphaeriaceae. The transcript is spliced from 5 exons. The record is from RefSeq and is a predicted model, not a curated record. Gene Ontology annotation, cellular component: cytoplasm. Gene Ontology annotation, molecular function: oxidoreductase activity.